This is a messenger RNA of Pseudozyma flocculosa PF-1, 2736 nucleotides long. RefSeq lists its product as uncharacterized. Bases 1 to 2736 code for a protein of 911 amino acids. The record is from RefSeq and is a predicted model, not a curated record. The transcript has 3 exons. Gene Ontology annotation, cellular component: nucleus. Gene Ontology annotation, biological process: regulation of DNA-templated transcription. Gene Ontology annotation, molecular function: zinc ion binding; DNA-binding transcription factor activity, RNA polymerase II-specific; transcription cis-regulatory region binding. Lineage: Eukaryota; Fungi; Basidiomycota; Ustilaginomycetes; Ustilaginales; Ustilaginaceae.
AUGAGCACGCAGUCACGGACCGAUCCGCCGCCGCAGCAGCAGCAGCGGCCAUCGCCGCGGCGGCCCAACACGACGUGCACCUCCUGCCGUCGCUCCAAGGUCAAGUGCAUCAACCAGGACGGCCAGGCUCCGUGCCAAAGGUGCAGGGCUUCAGGCUACACUUGCGCCUUCGAGCAGUGGCAGGGAGGCCAGCCUGGAGCGUACGACUGGAGGACGCGCACGGAAUCGGUCCUCGCAAAGCUCAGCGAGGCCGUCGAAUGCAUCGCACGCCAGCAGCAGCGACAGCAUCGGCAGAACCGGCAAAGGGAUGGCGACUCGAUCAGCCUCACACCGCCGCCAGAACGACGGAAGCGAGCCAGGGUCAGCCUGGGCAGCUCGCGCGACCCGAUUCGGCGGACUAGGAGCCCAGCGGAGACGUCGGUCGACGAGUAUGGCAGCGGAGACGACGAUCCAACCGCCACCGUCGCGGAUGCAGCAAGACCUCGUCGUGGCGCGGCCAAUGCUCGCUCCUAUACAAACAUGACCGACACCGUUCAGGCGCCCUCGCGGCCAGCUGAAAAAGAGAGCAGAGGUGGACCAGCAUCGUACUCCCCUCGACGAGCUGGACAGGCAUCGCACUCUCCUCGCGGAGCUGACCAAAGUCAUCACGCAACGAUGACGCCUGGUCCACCGCCUUCGUCGAGACCCCGCCCCGCUGCGCAACAAGGGCUCGGGCCCGCGCGUGCCGGAGACGACGAUGAUUACGGUGAUCUAGGCGGCAAUCGUGACGAUGGACCGACUACUCAUUGGCAUUCAAGCUGCGACGCCGACCGUGUUGAUGCCCUCACGGGGCUAGGCACGACGGACCCGACUCGCCCCGUCCAAGCCGUCGCGCCCGACCUCGGUAGGCAAGGGAGCGACGCCCGCGUCGGACCCGCUUGGGAAUCGCGGUUGCAGCCAACAAUGCCGGGGACAGACCCAUGCUUGGACCAGUGGAACCCAGCGCUGCUCUACGACGGUGCAGCGGCAUCUCCUCGACCCGAACUGCCUCACGCUGGCGACGCCCAAGACCCCGCAGCGACGAUGCAGCUCGAACGAGGCGGUACGGAAAAGCCCAGCGUGCCCGUGGCUCCAAUUUUGGUCUGGCAACCGCCAGAUGCGCUUCCAUCAGCCCGGCAGUCUCGAGAGCGAAAAAAAGGAUCAUGCAGCGUCCCUGGCCGGCAAAGCCUCUACCGCUAUCCCAGCCCUCGGCUCGGCAUGGACGACCCCCGCCUCAACGCGAUCCGUCUGGGCCUCGUAUCCAUCCACGAGGCGCGACAUCUCUUUGCAGUAUAUGCCAAAGGCGUGCAGCCGUUCAAUUUUGGCUUCCCAGAGUUUCCCGCCAGCUCGCACAUGACGCCGGUGCUGAUCUCGGCCGUCGCGAGUGUCGCGAGCCUCUUCUCGCCGACCGCGCAGCUGCGGAGCCGCUUCCUCGCGCUCCGUGACGACGUCUUUGAACGGACCUCGGCCCACUUCCCGAUCGACUCCGACGACCCUUUCAACGUCGAGACCGGCAUUGGCACCGAAGAGAUCGUCGGCGCAGCCAUAGUCGCGAGCUACGACGCCUCGCAUCAGGGGUGGCAGCUGGCGCGCGCGGCACGAUGGUGGAGCGCGAGAUGCUCCUACGACCGACCUGACGCCGACAAUCUCACCGUUGGCGAGAUGGUCGCAAUUCUACCGCCACUGCGGAACAUCUCCAGACUCGAUCGAGAGCGGGUUCGGCUCAGCGCCUUCGUCGUCGAAGUUUUUCAGUGCGUGAUGCACGGUCAAGAGCUGAUUGGCCCUUUCCGAUCCGAUGCCGAGGGCGACACGACCUUUCUCCUCCAUCCGCAGUGCGAUGAGGCUCCGUACACGGCAUCUGUGCGGCCCGAGAUCACCAAGGCAGAUGUACGGCUUGCGUACCAUGCCCAGGUCGCCGACGUGAUGCUGCGCAAGAAGAGAGCCCUCUCGCCAGCCGAUGUCAGGAAUCUCUCCGACGACCUGCUCAGGCACCACCUUCUAUGCCAGCGCAGGCUCGGUCGCGAUGAGGAUGCCGCGACGCGCAGCUGUGCGGCGCUGCUAUUCCACCUGGCCCGCGUCUACAUCUGCUCGCAGGUGCGCGACCUGCCUGCGCCAGAUGGCACGCCGGAAGAAGAACUCGACCACGAAUGCGAGAUCGAGGCGUUGGCGGAGCUGUGCAACAUCUCAACGGCCGCCGCACUAUCGCUGCUGUGCGAUCCGCGCGGCGGGCUGCUCGGCAACCUCGCCAAACUGCCAGCCGUCUACCACUUUCUCAUCUCACACAGCCUCGGACACUACUUGCAAGAGCUCCAGGAUCGCCGAGACAGCGAGGGUGGUAGCGUCGGCGCUCAGGUUGGACCCUCUGCACAGCCGUGUGCCCAGAGCGACGACUUGCUGCGCAGCAUGCGGUGGUUCGUCCAUCAAUAUGCCGCAGAGCUUCAACAGAGUCAGACGCAGUCGGCAAGCACGGCGAUAGUGGGCCCCCGGGGCAGCAGCCUGGCCGACGAGCCGAUAUCACGUGGCGGCGAUGCUCGAAGCGCCGAUCACGAUCUUGGAAGAGCGGCAGAUCAGGUACAGCCGCCUUCCGAGCUGCUCGGUAGUGAUACUGGCGCAAGGCAGCCCAGGCACGUCGAACAUCCUGCGAUGAUUCGCCACCCUGCAGCCGAGAUUGCCAGCGCGCUGGUCGAGGCGAUGGAGGCAGCCCUAGCGGUGCUUUGA